AGAUAAGCGAACUUUCGGCCCGUGUGCAAUUUUAAAAACUGGCCGCUUUUAUGUCCACGCUGGCGAGCAGUCGACACUCGCACCCGACGCUCAAUCUUGCACUGAAAUCCACCAACAAUACCGCGCCCGAAGUCCAGCAGAGAAUGCAUCCGGAUUGCUUGCCCCUGCUGCCGCAGCACGGCGUCCGCAGUCCGCGCCUAUGUGUCCUUAGUGGAGGAGCCACUGUAAUGACCGCCAUGGAUGAGGCCACGCGGCGUAGCAAGAGCGCCGCCAGUGUGGAGCUGUGCACGACGGUGGAGGCAGAUGAGGUAGACGAUGAGUUGGAGCAGCCCGAGGAAUCGGACAUUGUCAAUAUAGUGGAUAGCGAAGAGCUUCCAGUGAAGCGCAAUGCGAUAAUGCUGGAAACGGACGUGGCUGCGGACGCGGACGACGAUAUGGAGGAUGAUGCGAGGAGCUGUUGCAGCGAGACCAGUGUUCUGUCUGUUGGCCAGGAGCAGUCCGCAGCCCAGUCCGAGGCACGCCAGCGCCAGCAGCAGCUACUAAUGAACACAAUAUGCAGGCCGUCGGCCUUCAGCAGUGUGACUAAUGCCAGCGAUGCACGCUCGACCAUCUCCACGGAUGACGGCGGCAGUCCGGGGCUCCCCGAGCCGCCGCUGGGCAUGAUGCAUGCGCCGGUCAGCUUUCAGGAGGAGUUUCUCCGCAAGUCACAGCUAUAUGCCGAGGAGCUGAUGAAGCAGCAAAUGCAGUUGAUGGCAGCGGCGCGUCUAACGGCCGUCAUCGCCCUCACCAAGAUGUCACAAUUGCAAAUGGCCGCAGCUGCCGCAGCGGCGGCGGCGGCACCAACGGGUCAGGAUGCACUGGCUCAGCUGACGGCCACGGCACUGGGGAUUGCUGCGCCCUCGGCCAAGCCGCCAGGCCACUCGCAUAUGCCCCUGCAGCAGCUGAUUGCCCACCAUCCGUACAACAACAUCAACAACAACAACAACAAUCCGAAUGAUAAUCUUCACGACAGCGCAUUGAAGUUCAGCAUUGACAACAUUUUAAAGGCGGACUUCGGGUCGCGUCUGCAGCAACGUUUGGCCAAUGGAGUGGCGGCUGCAGCCUCCAAAGCGCCAUCAGGCAAGAAGGCUACCAAGUCACUCAACCUCGUCAACACCACGCCCAGUCUGAGCUUCUCCAGCACUCUGGCCAACAUUUGCAGCAACAGCAACGACUCCAACAGCACGGCCACGAGCAGCAGCACCACAGCCGUGGACCUGGUCAAGCCGACCUCCUCCAGCUCACCUGGCCCAGCGCGAACGGCCGAAGAUGGCAGCUCGUCGACGGCAACGAGCACAGCGACAACUACGGGCAGCUCCGGCUCCAACAACAACUCCAGCAACUCCAGUGGCACGCCCAUGGUCUGGCCAGCGUGGGUUUACUGCACCCGCUACAGUGAUCGUCCGAGCUCAGGACGCAGUCCGCGGACGCGCAAGCCCAAGAAGCCGUCAAUGACCGCUGCGGGCGGUGGGGAGAAGGCUGAGGCAGAGAGCGCUACGGCGGAGGACAAAAGACCGCGCACGGCCUUCAGUGGCACGCAAUUGGCGCGACUAAAGCACGAGUUCAAUGAGAAUCGCUAUUUGACUGAGAAGCGGCGUCAGCAGCUGAGCGGCGAGCUGGGCCUGAACGAGGCGCAGAUCAAGAUUUGGUUUCAGAACAAGCGGGCCAAGCUGAAAAAGUCGAGCGGUACCAAAAACCCCCUCGCACUCCAGCUGAUGGCCCAAGGACUGUACAACCACUCGACGGUGCCACUGACGCGCGAGGAGGAGGAGCUGCAGGAGUUGCAAGAACGUGAGCUCGAGGCAGCCACAGCCGCCUCCACAGAAUCUCAGGCAACGGCCUAGAGCGACACCCCCCUCAACCGGAAGCAAUAUUUAUUGAUAUUUAUGGCGUAGCGUGUAAGUUCUGGUUAACUCUAGUUACUAAAGUUAAAGAUAAUCAAUUAAGUUGUACCAUGUUCUAGUCCUCUGCGCACGCGCGGCCCACCUGCCUGCCCCGCUGGGGCAACU
Messenger RNA from Scaptodrosophila lebanonensis, 2048 nucleotides. Its product is annotated as homeobox protein invected. The coding region runs from base 51 to 1883 and encodes 610 amino acids. Gene Ontology annotation, biological process: regulation of transcription by RNA polymerase II; multicellular organism development; neuron differentiation. The record is from RefSeq and is a predicted model, not a curated record. Gene Ontology annotation, molecular function: DNA-binding transcription factor activity, RNA polymerase II-specific; RNA polymerase II cis-regulatory region sequence-specific DNA binding. NCBI's taxonomy places the organism in Eukaryota, Metazoa, Arthropoda, Insecta, Diptera, Drosophilidae. The transcript has 6 exons. Gene Ontology annotation, cellular component: nucleus.